Messenger RNA from Mytilinidion resinicola, 2546 nucleotides. RefSeq lists its product as uncharacterized. The transcript has 2 exons. Gene Ontology annotation, cellular component: CCR4-NOT complex; nucleus; cytoplasm. Lineage: Eukaryota; Fungi; Ascomycota; Dothideomycetes; Mytilinidiales; Mytilinidiaceae. Bases 103 to 2397 code for a protein of 764 amino acids. Gene Ontology annotation, molecular function: protein binding; poly(A)-specific ribonuclease activity. Gene Ontology annotation, biological process: nuclear-transcribed mRNA poly(A) tail shortening. The record is from RefSeq and is a predicted model, not a curated record.
CCUCCCACACAAUCUCCAAUCUAAACACCGACCCCAACUCCACACCACCACCCGCUUGGCCGACUGGAGGAACUAGUGAGUCGCACGGCGCAUCGAUUCUAGAUGGCCGAUGCGUACACGGGAUACCAGCGGGGUGCUAACCAGUCCUUCUACUCCCAACAACAACAACACGCGCCAAACUACCAUUCGAGGCAGAUCGCAAACCGCACCGGGUCGCCCACUCACAACGGACGGUUACCUUUCAGCACGGACACCCCCUCACCUACUCGAUCUCCUGGGCCACAGUCUCCAGCUCACUACGGCAUGUUCAACCAAGGGCACCACAACCAAAAUCAUACUAUGCUGAAUGGCGCCUCCCAUCAGCGGUACGCAAUGCACAUGAACCUGGGCAAGCCCUUCCAACACCAGCAAAACCAUCAGCACCAUGGUAUUCAACAACACCAACAGCACCAAGAACACAAUGGGGCCAAUCAUGGGACCAAUUUCGCGAACCACCAGCAUACGAUAUCGAGCGGAGGGCUGUCGAAUGCAACGCCGCAUUUUACUCCCGGUCACAUGCAGAACGGCACACCCGGCAGUGUAAAUAGCGGGCCUGCAAAACCCCCGAACGAUCACUGGUAUGAGCAGUUACGGCUUGCUCAGCAGGCUCGGGAGAUGACGCAGUCGCACCCGCAUGCCCGGAACCACCCAAGUGUGAACAAGAAUGUGGUGGCUGGAUCGACAAACGGAGUUACCAAAGAGUCAGAGAAAGAAGAGAGGAACAGAGCCCUUAUUCACGGUCCCGAUGAUGCUCGACAAGACCAAACGUGGACAAUCUUGGACUUUGGGGGCCAGAAUCUCAAAGUGCUGGCCGCGCCCUUGUUUCAGUACGAUUUCCUGACUAAGCUCUAUCUGAACUGUAACAAGCUGUCCUCGCUGUCUCCUACCGUUGGGAAGCUGCGAAGUCUCAACCACCUGGACCUUUCCCUGAACGAGCUGCACAGCAUACCUCCUGAAAUCGGAAUGCUGGUCAAUCUAAGGCAACUUCUGCUAUUCGAUAAUCAGCUAGAAACACUUCCUUUCGAAAUGGGAUCCCUGUAUCAACUGGAAAUGCUAGGAAUCGAAGGCAAUCCGUUGUCAGAAGACAUCAAAUCUAUUGUUGUUGACCACGGGACUGUUGAAUUGAUCAAAUUUUUCCGAGAAAACGCGCAAGGGCCAGAGCCACCACGAGAACGAGACUGGAUCGUUCUUGACGAUACGCUAGCGCCUGGUCAAGAAACGUUCACAGCGCUAAGUUACAAUAUCUUGUGUGACAAAUAUGCUACACAGGCCCAAUAUGGGUAUACGCCGUCAGGAGCACUGUCCUGGGAUCACCGGAAAGAAGUCAUUCUUGCAGAACUCCGAGAACGGAAUGCCGAUAUCGUCUGUCUCCAGGAAAUCGAUCUAGGAUCUUACAACGAUUACUUCCGCCCAUCACUAGCGCAUAACGACUACAAGGGCGUUUUCUGGCCCAAGUCGAGAGCGAGGACGAUGGCAGAAAAGGAAGCAAAGUUGGUCGAUGGAUGUGCGACAUUCUACAAGAACAGCAAGUACAUCCUACUGGACAAGCACCUCGUGGACUUCGCCAAUACCGCCAUCAAUCGGCCAGACAUGAAGGGUGAGCAUGAUGUCUUCAACCGGGUAAUGCCUCGAGAUGACAUCGCCGUGAUAAUUUUCUUGGAAAAUCGCGCAACAGGAGCACGCUUAAUGGUCAGCAAUGCCCAUAUUUUCUGGAACGAAAUCUUCGUGGACGUCAAAGUCAUACAGGUGGCUAUUCUUAUGGAGCAGAUCACGAAGCUUGCUGAAAAGUACGCGAAAUGGCCAGCCUGCACAGACAAGGUUCUCUACCGGUUCACCAACGGAGACGGCGAAGAUGAUCCUGAAGAAACUCCCCAAGAGCCUGCUCCUUCGAUGGAAUAUUCCAGCGGCUCUCAAAUACCAUUGAUUAUGUGCGGCGAUUUCAACUCGCUUCCAGGGUCAGGAGUCCACACACUUCUCUCUCAAGGAUCUCUACCAAGCUCGCACAAAGAUCUGGGAAGCCGGAAAUACGGCAAUAUCACCCAAGACGGCAUGUCACAUCCUUUCAGCCUCAAAUCGAGCUACUCGUCAGUCGGAGAAUUGAGCUUCACGAACUACACGCCAAACUUCACCGGAGUAAUUGAUUACAUUUGGUAUUCGACAACCGCCAUCCAAGUGGCCGGUCUACUUGGCAACGUAGACCCGGAAUAUCUCGAACGAGUACCCGGGUUCCCCAAUUACCAUUUCCCCAGUGAUCAUCUCGCUCUAUUAGCUCAAUUCGUAGUGAAAGGACGAAAAGAAAAGAAGGUUGUCGAAGCCGAUUUCGGGCCACAGCGUGAUCGAGACAGGGACCGUCGUUGAGCUAAACCUCUUACCUUAGAGAUUUCCUACCAAGCGUUCGACCUUCGUUGCUGAAGAUCUACGAAUUCUGGUCAUGACUUCACAGUGGGGAUGUUUGCUUUCUGUUUGGAAAUAUGCAAAGUGGUGGUUGGGCGCAGGAGUUCAGUUAU